AUGCUUGAUGAAGAAGCAACUGAAUUAUGGGAAUUAUAUAGUUUAGCUGACGAAGAAGACAUUAAAUCAAUAUCUAGUUAUUCUGAUCUUCAAUUUACCGAACAAGAUAUAAAAAAUACAAUUCGAUCAUUGAAAUGUAAAACCUCAUCUAGUUUUGAUCAAGUAUCUAAUAAAAUGAUCAAGCUGCUUUGUGCCCAUUUCCAUGACAUGCUUACACGUGCUUAUAAUGAACUCUUUCAAGCUGCUCAUUGGGGAAAGGAAUGGAAAAUGGCUCGAACUAUUUGCCUCAAUAAAUGCGACAAUCCAGCAUCAACGACAAAUCAAUUGCGACCGAUUUCGAUGCUGCCAACAUUUAGUCAAAUUUAUGAGAGAUUAUUCCUAUUCAAAUUUAACAGUUGGUCAACAAUAAUGAAUAUUUUACCAGUUCAACAAUCAGGUGCAAGACGGCGUCAAGCCACAAAAUCUCGAGCCAAUUGCUUAUUAGAACAAAUUACCCAGUCCCUACGUUACAAUACGUUUACUCCUGUCAUCUAUAUUGAUUUUUUACGAACUUGA
This is a messenger RNA of Rotaria sp. Silwood2, 555 nucleotides long. Lineage: Eukaryota; Metazoa; Rotifera; Eurotatoria; Philodinida; Philodinidae. The record is from the annotation of a GenBank genome assembly.